Messenger RNA from Symbiodinium sp. CCMP2592, 2421 nucleotides. NCBI's taxonomy places the organism in Eukaryota, Dinophyceae, Suessiales, Symbiodiniaceae. The record is from the annotation of a GenBank genome assembly.
AUGGUGUGGAUAGUGAUUGAUCAUGAUGAUGAUCCGGACACGUCGGACCCGAAUGUCACAGUGGACUCAAGCAACGCGACUGAUGACUCCGACGACCUCAGGCGACUACUGGGAGAUGACUCCGACGGCAACACGACACAGAACACGUCGGACGAAACGAGCUCUACGACAAGCACCAUGACGACUACGACGACCAGCAUGACAGUCACGACCACGUCAACAACGAGGACGAGGACGACCUCGUCAACAACAGUGACAUCCACGACGGUUACAAAUGUAACCUACGGGAUUGGCAACAUGACGCGAUGCGGCAAUGGCUUCUACAUGACCUAUCUGGGGACAGCCCUGAUGGGACAGCCGCACUUCCAGGUGGAGCCGGACCUGCCCUUGGCCUCCUGGAGUCACUUUCUGGUCUUCGCAUCCUCAGACUUCGGCGAGGCUUCCACUCCCACGACGCAUUUGAUCUACGACAUGUCUGCGAGUGUCUCGGACGUGGCCUACGAUGGAUUGGACCUCGAUUUAGACCAGCUGGGUGGCAAUGUGAGCUGGAGUCCACCUAACCUCACGGAGAGUGUCCUUAGCUAUGUGGUCUAUUUGGCUGAGAGCUCUGAUGGCCUGGAUCGGGCGUGGAUUCCUCCAGAGGUGCCAGUCGGCAGCAACUACUUGCUCAUUCCACCAGAUACGGAUCAAGAGAACUACUCGCACAUCCUGGUGUACACCAAGUCCGUCGCGGCCCUAUCUCGCCGAACGAAUUGGCAUGAUGAUUGCAUGGGUACAGCCAUAGUGGCCAGAGUUUUCCGACUGAAGCGAGCUGACGGAACAGACUACGCCGGCAUUUUUGUCAUUUGCUGCGACGACACAGCCGAGCGCGCGGCAAACGCCAGCUUCGUAGAUCAGGACCUGGACCUCGGGCAAAUCGGUGGCCAGCUGGUCUGGGAUCCUCCAGACUUGAGUCGAAUCACGGACUUCCUGAUUUAUAUUGCACUCGACGAGACGGGAACCAACCGCUCUCUGGUUGGCUCUACACCGGCUGGAGUUCACGAAAUUUCGGUGCCUGUGGAUACGGACAUUCCCAGCAGCUCCUACUUGCUCGUCUAUGCACGGAGCCAGCUUCAGGAGCAAACCACACCUGCGGCCACCAGGAUCUUCGAUCGAUCCGCCAGUGUCUCCGAGGUGGCCUUCAUCGAUCAUGACCUCGACACGAACGAGAUCGGCGGGAACAUUUCCUGGACAGCUCCCAACGGCACCGAGUACGUAGAGGCAUACAAGGCCUACCUCUCUGAGGAUGCUGCCGGGGCAAGCAAGUCCCAGAUUGGUGAUGAUGUGCCAAGUGAUGUCAGCGACGUCCUUCUGUCUACGGAAACUGCGCUGAACGACUUUAAUCACGCGAUCGUCUUCACUCGGUCUGCUUUGGCCGAGCAGACAACUCCGGUGUCGACGCAGAUUUCUGACACUUCCUUUUUCGUGGUGGAGGAGUCCUUCGUGGAUCUGGAUCUCGACCUGACGGAACUCGGAGGAGCUUUGACUUGGACCCAGGCCCUGGACGACACCCAGGUGACUCAAUACAAUGUGUACCUCGGCAUCGACUGCAUCGAGAACGUUUCGACUACGUCCGAUGCUGAACUCUUUGCUGUCAUCAGUGGUAUCGUCUCCAUCAGUCUCGAUGGUGCAACUUCCCAGCAGGUUGCGACUGCCAUGAGGGCGGCUUUGGCGAGGACUUUCGGAGUACCUGCUUCGGUGCUCUAUGUUACCGUCAGCCAGGGCGGCUCAGGCCGCCGCCUGGCCACACUCUGGGACGUCUCCUACAUCAUCGUGGUACCCGGCGACGAGGCUGCAUCACUAGUGGCCACAGCAAGCGCAGUGGCUGCCGAUACCGCUGCCUUCAGGACUGCCGUGGUUGUGGAGUUGGUGGCGGCGGGCGUGGACAGUGCAGUGGUUGCCACCUCCUUGGUUGUGGUCAAUUUCGCCCGAGUCACAGUUCAGCUAGUCGGAGUAGACCAGCUGCCGUCCGUGCUCCCGAGCUUCAGCACUGUGUUCAACGUGACGAACGAGACGGAGGAUGAUGUGGUGGACAUCGACAACGACAGCAGCGCAGUUCGAACCACUUCGACCACCAUCGAAUCAGAAGAUGACUCCGAAGACUCAGACGCUGACAACGUGACUUCAACUGCGACCUCCACAAGGACGACAACGAGGAUUGCGACCACAACUGCGACCACAACCUCGAAAACCAGGACUUCGACCUCGACUGCCUUCCAUACCUCCACCACAGCAGCGUUGACAACAACAGCCGACACGGGGGAGGAUACAGAUGUCAAUGAGACGGAUGUGGGCGAGGAUUCGGAUGUGCCCGCGCGAAGACUCAGCUCUGUGGGCUCCAAUGCCACGGAGGUGAAACUCGGGACUAUGGCAAUGUCGUGA